Molecule: messenger RNA, 2708 nt
Organism: Strongylocentrotus purpuratus (purple sea urchin)
Lineage: Eukaryota; Metazoa; Echinodermata; Echinoidea; Camarodonta; Strongylocentrotidae
Product: D(2) dopamine receptor A-like
Exons: 2
Coding region: 397-1404 (335 amino acids)
Biological process (GO): G protein-coupled receptor signaling pathway
Cellular component (GO): membrane
Molecular function (GO): G protein-coupled receptor activity
Source: RefSeq, a predicted model, not a curated record
CCCAUGACGGUGGGAAAGCCGAUAGUUUUGACUAAUAAAUUGACCAUCUGUCGACUGACCUUCUUGGAUUGAAGUCACCUUUCCGGGAAUAUCCUCAUCCAAAAUCAUUCGGGGAUUUCAUAUUUGGAUCAAUAUGGUUUGUUAAUAUUUAUAUCAUAGAGCAAAGCUGACAUUUUGAUUCUGACUUCCUUGUCCCACUCCAGCAUAUAAAGGUAGUUCCAGCCAGUGCACGUUGCAGUAUCUAAAACGAGAGGAGCUUCCGAAUGUAACUGCUCUGAACGGUAUACACUCUCCAUACAAGGGUAAUUCUGAAGAUUCGUUCAAAUUACUUCAUAGCAACCACCUCCAGGACGUUCUCCAACACAACUCUCAAAGGCGACACGACUGGGUAAAACGAUGGACAGUGACGGGCAGAACAUCUCUAGGAAUGAUACAUGGGUGUGGAAACCUUUUGAAUGGGAGUGGUGGAUAUGUAUCCAGUUGGUGCUAGCCAUCGUCGGUAUCCUAGGAAACUUACUGGUGAUGCUCGUGAUCUUUUGGCCAGGACGUCGACGCUGUGCCACCGACAUCUUGAUCGGUGCUUUAGCCGUGGCCGAUUUCCUAACAUCAAUCUUCAUCAUACCACAUUCAAAAGUGAAGAUGUACCCUGACACCAAUGCAGCUAGGUUUUACUGCAAGAUUGUCCACACUUCCACCUUGAUGUGGAUAUCCGUUUGCGCAUCCAUCUUUACCCUGACAACCAUAUCGAUCGAGAGGUUAGUGGCUGUACGAUUUCCAAUCUGGUUCCAGCGUCUCUUCUCUCCAAAGCGUACCUCUAUCGCCAUUGUCUGUAUCUGGAUUGCAGCCUUUGGCAUCAACACCCGAAGUCUCUAUGCUCGUUACAUAUCAGAUGGUAAAUGUGUGCUCUCCACACCGUCUAUGGCAUUCAACCGAUUUAUCGGAGUCUCUCUAUUCCUUGUGGAGUAUGUCCUACCGGUUAUUGUCAUGGUGGUAGCGCACGUGUGGACCAUUUAUAUUCUUCGUCAGCGUCGUUCAUCAUCGCUCCGCAAGGCGCAGAGCCUUGUUCUUCAAAUGCUCCUCAUCGUCGUCAUCACUUUCAUUAUCUGCUGGACACCUGAUCAGUUUGGGUUCUUGGUCUUCAACCUCGGCAUCGUCCCGUUCACCCACCUCUUCAGUCCUCUCUACCGAUGCUUCGUCAUCCUUGCCUUCGCGAAUUCCUGCGUGAACCCUUUCAUUUACGCCGCCGGGAUGCCUAAGUUUAGGAGAGCUCUCAUGGAUCUGUUUAUGAGAAAGAGUAUCCGAGGCAGUCGUGGAAUCCAUUCACUCUUUGCUGGUGAAGGGGGAGGAGGUACGUCUGAAAAGAGUUAUACACCAACAAAAGCAACGGAAUCAUUCGAGGUUUAAAUACUCUUUCACGGAUGACGCAAUAAAAUAUGGAGAGCCAUAUACGCCAGAUCACGCAUCAUGACGGGCGCUUUGACCAUAAUGGCCGCCCAUGCUUUACUGCGUCGAUAACAAUUAAGUGGGGUGAGGAAAAUAAUCUUUGUUUAACUAAGACUUGUACUCACUUAUCUUUUUGUUAUUAAGUACAACAGUGUAAAGCAUAUUUUUUGAUUGGUCAUUAUUACAUAUCAUCAUUAUAAAUGCAAGUCAGCAGACGUGUGUAUAUGGGUCAUAUUACUUUGUCUGACAUUUACGUUUUGACAAAUUUAUGAAUGUUUUAUUUUACAAUGUUUGCAUUCUGUGAUAAUUACACAAGUUGUACAAAGUCCAUUUUAUGUUAUAAUUGACGGUAAUGUCCCGUCGAAAAAGAAACAUGGCAUUUGCAUCAGAUCAACAAUUUUAAAAAUAAUUUUUUUCUAAUCAUCCGACUCAUUGGAUUUUUAAAAACUAUGUCUAUAUAUUGAUGCUUUAAGACCGUAUUACAUUGAGUGAAUCUUUUAUUCUCUUCUUCUUCAAGUUUGUAGACCCUCCGACAGGCCAUUUUGAUUGAAAAUCAAUCACUGAAUAACAUAUUUGAAUACAUGAACCAAUGAAUAUCAUAUGAUACUUCAGAAUAAGAUAUACAUAAUGAAUAUCAACCAUAAUAAACGAUGACUGAAAGCGUUGCAUAUUGAUUAUAACAAUUUGAAAAUGAUAAAACUGUAUAUACAGAACAUAGAUAUUUGUUUUAAAAACACAAUAAUGCAACAUCAUGACUGAAAAUGAUGAGGGAAAUUCAAUAAAAUAAUGCUAUUUGAAUCAAUUUUUUUUUGGUAAUACUCUUGGAAAUAUUACUUUAACCUGAUAUCAAUAACUUCAUCACCAUGUGCUUAAGAGAUAUAUAAGAAAUUAUAUCAGUAUAUGCUAUUUAUCAUUAAAAUAUAUUUAGUUUGUUUAGUUUUAUGUAUUUGAAGGUUAUUUGAUAUGUACAUAUAUAUGUAUUUACAUUUCAUAAUUUGUUGUAUUUUAUUGUAACACGGUCCCAUUGUAAAUGAGUCGGGCAACAGAGCUGAGUUUAUCGCACUUGAACAUAUAAGUGUAGUGAAAUAAGAUAUGAUUGUGGAAACGCUAUAGCAAGAGAGAAUAUCAUGUUCACUCCAUCAUAUAAGAACUCUUGUGAGUAAUGUGCCGCGGGAUUCCAUAUCCUUAAACUGCUGGCGAACAGAGCAACAAGACCAAGCUCUGUAAUUAUUAGGAUCUCUGUCCAGUAGUGCCGUGUUUGUGCC